Molecule: messenger RNA, 2892 nt
Organism: Symbiodinium necroappetens
Lineage: Eukaryota; Dinophyceae; Suessiales; Symbiodiniaceae
Source: the annotation of a GenBank genome assembly
GGGGAGCUAAGCGGGCACCUGAACAUUCGCAAUACUUUUCUCGACUUGGAGGAUGCUCCGUCUCUGGCGGAGCAGAUCCGUGGCCUGCGGAGGGUGAGCUCCUGCCCGGUGUUGGAAAGCCACAGAGAGGCCCAUGUGGAGGACAAUGCACAAACCGUGCAGACCCCAGUCUCUCCGAAGUCUCCUCUCAGCGAGCCACAUGUGCAAAAUCAGGGGAAAGAGCAGAUCGAUCAGACAGAUCAGGCCGCCGCCAGGACGCGGCUGUCCAGUAGUGCAAAGAUGUUCCAGCCAAAGCCCGUGGCCACUGUUCCAGCCCCAAGCACCACCUAUUUCGCCGCACCCCCAAGCAGAACGUACGCCAUGCAAGGGGUGCAAAGCCAAAUGCUCCCCAGCCAGCCAUCGAUGUGGGCUUGGAGCCAGCAAUUCCAAAGCCUGCCUGGGACUUGCGAGUCACCGAACCAGAAGGGUCUCUUGCUGAGCACAGCCAGCCCGAGCGUGUCGAAGCCCAAGGUGAUCCUGGGAUCUGCAGCGCUUCCCAGUGUUGGCUCCGGCGGCCAUGCCACAGGCAAAACAGGGCCAAGCAAAGCCUUCUCAAUACGAGUGACGGAAGCUCUUGCUUUGGUCUUUGCCAAAGCUCUCCAGCUGCUGGUGGAUUGUGUGCACGACAGCUCCCUCAUUGAGACGGAACUGGAAAAGAUUUCCGUCAUGCACUGCAAGUUCGAUUUGCAAGCGUGGCACUUUGAGAUCUUCGGGCAGAUACUGCUGGAGACGCUGGCAGAAGCUGGUGGACAGGCAUGGUGCAAUGACUACACAGAGGCUUGGUCAAUGCUCUACGGUAUGGCUUCGCAGACUUUCCUGGAGGCCAUCGAUAGCUCGCGGACCAGCCUUUGCAGUGCGCUGCUACAAGGUUCCACCAAAAAAGUCAAGGAAGCUCUCAGCAAGGCGCCACGCGGCGAACGCGCGGCCAGUGCUCUCCAAGUCGGAGUUGGGCGACGACAGCUGUCACCACUUCUUUGGGCGCUGCGAGACAUGCACCUCGAGGUGCUUGAAAUUCUUCUCAGCGACAUUCUCACGAUCCGUGCAGACCGGCAGUGUUUCUACUAUGGCGUCGACGACCUCUGGAAACGGUGCCCUGCGAUUCUCGAUGCUCUGGUAGAGUUUGCCCCGCAUCUACUGGAGCCGCUGCUGGAUGGCCACAUGUGGGUGAGCCGGGAGACCACGGACGGCUUGCGACGAGUCAACCUCUGGGUGCAGUACAUCUACGGCAACCCUGAGGAGUUGGAGCAUGUGUUUGCAGGCCCUUUGGGGACCUUAGUUGAGCGACUGCCUGAGACUCACAUCGAGGUUUUUCGGCACCCUGUCAUCGCGGAGACCGUCAACCUCAAGUGGCACCAGUUUGGACGAAGGCGGCUCAUAGCCGUUUCCGUGCAGCAGAUCACCUGUCUCAUCUCUUACCUUGUCGUCAGUAUGUCCGGCGAUUUGUCUCUUUGGCUGCGCCUUUGCGCCUGCGCUCUCUGGGGAACGAUAACUGCCAUUCAGCUGGCGCACGGUUGCUACAUCGCCACGUGGGAGGCUUGCACGCAGCGGUGCACUUCACUGGACUUCAAGCUUUGCCGGCUCAAGGUGCCACGGAGUCUUUGUCAAUUCUUUGUGCAGCUGCGGCUGGUUUGCUGCCUCCUCUCUCUACUCUUGAUCGAGACCAUGGUGGUGAACUGCUUCUAUAGCAGCUCAGAUGCAAGAUGCUUGGAAGGAGACCAUGCGUCACCUCGGGUUCUGUCGGCGAGCGUUGCCUUCCUCCAGUGGAUCCAGAUGGCCGAGCUUUUCAAGCUUCAUGGAAAGAUGGCGGCUGUCGUUUUACUGGGAAAGGCUAUGAUGGAGGAUGCACUGCGCUUCAUGAUGGGCCUGGGGCUCUGGCUCAUCGCUGUGGGUGCAUCACUGCACAAGCUUCAGGACGAUGAGACCAGGCCGCAGAACGGCUUCUCCAGUGCUUACAACUUGUUCGCACACGUCCUCGGCGUCGGCACAGACACAGACUUGACAUACUAUGAGUCCUCAGAAGCCUUCGACACGGUCGUUCGCAUCGUCUACUUGGGUGCUUUGUGGGUCUCAGUGGUUCCGAUACUCAACGUGCUUAUCGCGGCGAUGGUGUCAACCUACUCGAAAGCUGAAUCCAUGACUCUGGGCCUUGCGAUCAAGGCCAGGGCGGGCUUCGUGCUCCGCAUGGAGGAUAUGCUUCGAUUCAAACGGCGCCUGCACUUCUUCAAAGACGCCGGCUUCGACACGGCGCUGGCUUUUUCGGAGCACGACAGAGGCCCUAGUGGGGGCAUCUCCAUGAUGUGCGACACCCUCCAACUCAAGGAGCAUGGCAGCUUCGGGCGCCGGGUCGGCGCAGUCCUUUUCUUUUCGGGAGAGACUGGUACAGAUCAGCCUUGGCCGUCCCAUGACAUCCCUCUGCUUGUCAACCAUGUGAACACUGUCUCCGAGAAGCUGCACUCCCAGGAACUACAUCGCGAGCUGCUUUCAGAGCUGCGUGUCAUCCGUGAUGCCACAUCACGGGCACGCGCUGCCUCUGCCUCGCGGGAACCUGUUGCAGCACCACCCGUGGAGGUUACACUGCAAACCUUGGCAGCAGUUGCUGAAGCGUCUACAGGCCAGCACUGUUUUUUGGCUGUGGAAGGCCGCAUCUAUGAUGUGGGCGCAUACCUUCCGAAUCAUCCAGGUGGCAGCUCGGUGUUGACGUCGGGACGUGGCAAAGAUGUCAGUGAGCUCUUUCGAGCAGCCCACCCUCAGCUGGUACGGGCACGGGAGGCUUUGGCUCAGCUUCCGGUGCUGGGCAUCUUGUCCAACGGCGAUGCCCCGGCCGAGAGCGCAGUGACGAAGAUCUUCGUCUGA